AUGGCCAUUUCGAAAGCUCUCUUUGCUUCAUUACUUCUCUCCUUGCUCCUUCUCGAGCAAGUCCAAUCUAUUCAGACCGAUCAAGUGACCAGCAAUGCUAUUUCUGAAGCCGCUUAUUCCUACAAGAAAAUUGACUGUGGGGGAGCUUGUGCAGCAAGGUGCCGAUUAUCAUCAAGGCCAAGAUUGUGUAAUAGGGCAUGUGGAACUUGUUGUGCUAGAUGCAACUGUGUUCCUCCUGGUACUUCUGGCAACACUGAGACUUGCCCUUGCUAUGCCAGUUUGACUACUCAUGGCAACAAACGUAAAUGCCCUUAA
Solanum tuberosum (potato) is the source of this 315-nucleotide messenger RNA. Its product is annotated as snakin-2-like. The record is from RefSeq and is marked provisional. Bases 1 to 315 code for a protein of 104 amino acids. The transcript has 3 exons. NCBI's taxonomy places the organism in Eukaryota, Viridiplantae, Streptophyta, Magnoliopsida, Solanales, Solanaceae.